GACAGACGACAAACUGAAGACGAGUGACAGAUUCCAAUUCCUAUUCCGUGUAUUAGUAUUAUUUAGGAUUUGUGGUUACUAACGAGUUCGAUGAGUGUAAACAGAUUGUCUUUCAAUUUAUAUAAAUAAUUACUCAGUAAUAAUUGAUCAUUAUGACUAAAGUAUUGUAAGAAUGAAGUUUGUUGGUUAACAUUUCUGAAAUUGUCCUAUAAAAACUUCGUAAAACAUUUAGCCUAUCUGUGUAGAUAUUUGCCUUGGAUUAUCUGACUGCUUUGUUACAAAGCUAGCCUACUUAUACUCAAAUAAAUCAUUUGUGGUGAAGAAUUUAUCUUGAAUUAAAAUGAACACCCAGAAUACUAGUAAAGACGUGUCCAAGCAACUAGAAUUUGUAAAACAACAACAGCAACUUCGAGAGUUUGGCAAUGUUAGAAAUGGUUCAAGUUUCAAGACCUUAAGUGCUGAGAGUAUGAUUGAAGAUUUGCUCUCAAAGAAGGAGACAUUCCAGAAACGCAUUCCUGAAGCUCAACAAAAACAGGACGUCCCCAGCUGGCUGACAGGAUCCGUUCCACCACUCUACGAGAGAGUAUGGGUGGGAGUUCAGGCGUCUGGAGGUCUCGCAGAUACUCCUCUGCUCUCAACUCUUCUCAUGUCGAGUGGUUUGUCAACGGACACGUUGGGCUAUAUCUGGUCGCUAGCCAACCGUACCGUACCAGGGGCUCUCACUCAGUCGGAGUUGUACUUGGUGCUCGCUCUGGUGGGCCUGGCACAGAAUGGGUAUGUUGUCAACAAUCUAGCAGCCCUUCAUCAACUGCCACAAGCUCCUGUACCAACGCUGGAUCUCACACUGUUGCCAACACGCAUGGCAGUCCCUCACGUUUACCCAAAAUCCCCUCAACGUCACAAGUCUACCAGACCCAAUACCCACUUUCAACUGGACAUCAGCCGAUAA
Molecule: messenger RNA, 949 nt
Organism: Homalodisca vitripennis (glassy-winged sharpshooter)
Lineage: Eukaryota; Metazoa; Arthropoda; Insecta; Hemiptera; Cicadellidae
Product: synergin gamma-like
Exons: 4
Coding region: 341-949 (202 amino acids)
Cellular component (GO): clathrin coat of trans-Golgi network vesicle
Molecular function (GO): protein binding
Source: RefSeq, a predicted model, not a curated record